AUGCGCAUGCAGGGCGCGGGCAAGAUGAUGGGUGGCGUGGCCUUUGAUGGGCCGGUGCCACCGCCCUUGCGAGAGGGUGGCCCUCCGAAUGGAGGCGCAGCCCUUUUGCAGCAGAAAAUGACGAGGCAGCGGCAGCUGGCGUUAGAGAAGCAGCGGAUCUCUGCAAGGAAGCAGCUGGGCGCCGGUGUCAUCGCCAGCGCCUCGCCCAUGCAGAGCACACCCUUUAGGGCCAAGGACUGGGAUCAGGUCUUACCGGAUGUGCUGAGCCUUUCCCCACCUCUGAAAGACUCGAGGUCUGAACACAAGACAGCUCCAAGUACGCCAAUCGAGGAGGUCGAGCGGCCAGAGCCGGUGAAGACAGGCAAACCGGAAGGCUUGGACGACGCCUUGGAUGGCCUCGCUGAGGAGUUGCUGCUGGACGAGCGGCUUCCCGCACCGAAACGCCUGGACCUGGCGUCGGGUGGCUCCCUUCCUUCCAGGGCUGGAGAUGCGAACAGGGGCAAGCCCUUACCGGGCGCGCCCGGAGCCGCUGGUGCUGGUGCCUGGGGCGAUCCGAAGGCGCGGCAAAGCGUACAAAGCCUGGCAGGCAUCGAAGAGGACAAUCUCUACGAAGCCUCCUUUGAGCUGCCGCACUUCCGGGGUGAGGUGGGCGCAGGCAUGCGAAGAAAGCAGCAGACCUUCAUCCUCGAGGAUGGAGUUGAGGCCGAUGGGCCACCCAGCAACCUCACGCCUAACCUGGCGCGUGUCGCACGGGCACCGGCGGCCUCGGUCGCCUCGGCGGCUGCGCCGGGGAAGAGUUGGGACUUGACCAUCGAGGUGACCGAUGCGAAGACCGAGGUGAGAGACCGGCGCCCGCGGGCUGAGGGCCGCUCCUGGUGGCCGUUUGGCGGCAGCUCCGGCGCCGCGGAGGUGCGCAGCGAGACGAAGGAGGAGGUGACCGCGAUUUCCUCCUUCAGCUUUGAUUGAGGGCGGCCUCGCUUCAGAGGUCGCCAGCAGCGCCGUUGUGACGCCUUGUGGUUCUCAGACUGGAUGUAGACAACCCCAACCCCAGACACUGGCAC
Messenger RNA from Durusdinium trenchii, 1061 nucleotides. NCBI's taxonomy places the organism in Eukaryota, Dinophyceae, Suessiales, Symbiodiniaceae. The record is from the annotation of a GenBank genome assembly.